AUGGGCCUAAAUCACGGCCAUAUACCAAACCACCUCUCCAUCAAUAUCAACGACAUAAAAAGAGUUGAAGCGGAUCCUAAUCUGUCUGUCACGCCUCUGAUACCAAUAGUCUGCCCAGAGCAGGAAACACAACCUGGUUGGGGCGUGUGGCCAGACGAAGCCACUGAUGAUCGCGUUACACACAUGGAACAAAGUCAUUUCGACAAGAGCAUGUGGCGUGGUGGGGAUACAUCUCAGCCUCUGAUAUCUGUUCCCGAAGUUGUGAAGAGACCUGUUCACCUCAAGCAAACUGUCCCUCAGUCAAGUAAGCUACAACCAAAAAAAACAAUUCAAAAGGAAGCUUCUACCAGGAAACAAAAACGUCUCAGUGCUUACUUCCCCAAAAAGAGUUCUCGCACCUACUCAAACAAGGAGCUUUCCACGAUGGUUCUCCAACUCCAACAGAAGGUCUCAAUCAUGGAGUCUGAGUCCAAACAGUCCCGCAAAAUUGUACGCCGGAGUACUCAUCCUUACAAUGGAAAGAGUUACACCUUAAACAACUACCAAUUUCCUCGCAAGAAGACCAAAAACAGUGACCAUGAAGCACCCAAUCAAGAUCCUUCCGAACCUCCUCAAAACAGCCUGUUCCCACAUUCUUUCAUCUCAACUCUUCUUCUAAUUCAGCUCCAAAAGCACACACAUCAAGAAGUCCAACAUCCAGACCACUCUCCAAUCGUUAGUCAAUAUGCAGCACAAUGCUAUCUGUCACCAACCACAUACCAACAGGAAUGUGUCCAAACCAAUCGGAGUCUCGCCAAGUCAACAUCUCCCAACAAUGAACAAUCAAUUUCCACUGAACACACCCCAUCCGACCACAACCAAGCGGACCAUCCUUUCGACAACCACCCUAACCACAUCUCCCUUAACCAGAGCCCCCAUGACCACGCUACCACCAACCAUACCUUGCCUAACCACAACCCCACUAACUCCAGCUCUACCAACCACAACCCCACCAACCACACCUCAACCAUGAAUGAAUCUCCUGUCAAAAUCACAAACACAGUCAUUGGUUUUGCGGCACAUGCUUCGUCGCCAAACGCUUUCAAAGAAACCGCUAGCUCAAAUUCUCCUCCAAAACCAAACACUGUUGCUAGAGCUCUCCAUAAGGAUUCUAAUGACGACACUGCCUUUGUGGAAAUCUCAGACAAUGACUCUCCGACGAAACCAAGGCAUCAACCUUCUGAUGAGGACAAUGCUCUUGCGCGCCUACUCUCUCAAUGCCCUACUAUCCCAGCGCUUUCUCUCAUUGGGCCCCUCCCCGAACUCGAGUGGCAGCUCUUCCACAAAACACUUUCAGCAUCCAAGAAAGUAUUCCAUAUCACUCCAUCGGAAUUUGAAUUCUCAAACAACUUCCUGCUUGAUCUCGCUACACCCAAGGAAUGGACAUCCGCAUAUGUCAUCCUUGCCGACUUGUUCUCCUUCUACGAAAACAGCUUCCACAUGAGUUCCUCCACCUCCUCCUCCCAUUCCCAAACUCGUAGAGUAACAGUUGGUAUACCAACUCGAUGUUGGUGUGGUUCCACUCUCACCACUUUCGGAUCAAAAACAAAGGACAACUGCUUCUGUCGGUUCUACAGGUGUGAAAUCGGCGUCAGGAGACAAAACGAAGACCAUUUGUUCAAAUGGAUAGACGAGGCGAUUAUUGAUGAGAUUAACAUGGUCGAUGCUAAAGUGUCUAAGCUUCAAGAAGAUUUGGGAACUUUCAUGAAGUCAACCUCCGACCUCUUCGAAAAACAGGGGAAUUACAUCGACGGCGCCAUCAACGACAUCAAAAACCUUCUCCAACAGCAAACUAAUCUUACAAAUCAAACAAUCCGAUCUUCCGGACCAGAGAAAUCUAAAUCCAACAUUCUCAACAUUGCUACUGCUGCAGUUGUCUUCGGCACAAUGGCCUUCAUCUAUGCCAAGCUCACUAACUAA
This is a messenger RNA of Eruca vesicaria subsp. sativa (arugula), 1959 nucleotides long. Lineage: Eukaryota; Viridiplantae; Streptophyta; Magnoliopsida; Brassicales; Brassicaceae. The record is from the annotation of a GenBank genome assembly.